AUGGCAUCCAUGGUAAGUGAAGACUCUUCAUAUUCCUCUCCUUCAAUAGCUACUUUGACUCCACGAACAUGGAACUACGACGUGUUUAUGAGCUUUAGGGGAGAAGAUACUCGUAGAGGUUUCGCUGAUCAUCUCUAUGCUUCGCUUGAAAGAAAAGGAAUCAAAACAUUCAAGGAUGAGAAAGAUCUUGAGAGAGGAGGAGUGAUUUCACGUGAACUUUUGAAAGCAAUUGAAGAGUCUAUGUUUGCUAUUAUUAUCCUUUCACCAAACUAUGCUUUCUCCACUUGGUGUUUGGAUGAGCUACAAAAGAUUGUUGAGUGCUCUGAUAACUUGGGUCUAGUAGUUGUGCCAAUCUUCUACGGUGUAGACCCUUCAGAUGUGAGGCACCAAAGAGGAAGCUUUGCAAAAGCUUUUAGAAAACACGAAGAAAAUUUUCAACAAGACAUCGCCAAAGUUGAAAAAUGGAAGAUUUCCUUAAGACGAGUCACAGGUUAUUCUGGUUGGGACUCUAAGGAUUGGUAUGAGGCAGCACUUGUUGAAAGCAUUACUCAAGACAUACAUAAAAAGCUUAUUCCAAAAUUGCCAUCUUGUAGUACUAACCUUGUUGGAAUUGCUUUAAGGGUGGAGCAAGUGAAGAGGCUCAUAGGUAUGGGGUUGAAUGAUGUCCGCUUUAUUGGCAUAUGGGGCACAAGUGGCAUAGGUAAGACAACAAUUGCUAGAGUAGUCUAUGAAGCAAUCCAAGGUGAUUUUGAAGUUACUUGCUUCCUUGCCAAUGUUAGAGAGCUAUGUGAGGCAAAUGGUUUGGUUCACAUUCAAAAUGAACUUGCUUCUCAUCUAAAUUUAAGUACUAGUGACUUUUGUAACGUGUAUGAUGGGAAGAAGGCACUAAGAGACUCCUUAUGCAACAAAGAGGCUCUUCUUGUUCUUGAUGAUGUAAGUGAUGUAAGUCAAUUAGAGUGUUUGGCUGGAAAUCUAGAUUGGUUUGGUCCAGGAAGUAGAAUAAUAAUCACAACUAGAGAUAUGCAUCUACUAAGGAUACAUGAAGUACACAACACUUAUAAAGUUGGAUGCUUAGUCCAAAAUGAAGCCCUUCACCUCUUUUCCAUGAAGGCCUUUAAACAAGGUCAACCUGAAGAAAGGUAUUUGGAUUUGUCCAAAGAAGUGGUUAAAUAUACUGGAGGUCUUCCAUUGGCACUUGAGGUAUUGGGUUCCUAUCUAUAUGGAAGAACCAUUGAUUUUUGGGAUGAUGCCUUAAAACAUAUAAGAAGUUAUCCCUACCUCAAAAUUGAAGAUACACUAAAAAUAAGUUAUGAGGGUUUGAAUCCCCCAGAGAAAAAUUUGUUUCUAGAUAUUGCUUGUUUUUUCAAAGGAAUGAAUAGAAGUAUAUUAGAACAUUGCGGUCAUUGUCCUAAUAGAGAAAAUAUUGAUGUUUUGAUUGAAAAAUCUUUUGUAACUAUAGAAAAGGGGAGUGAUAAGUUGGAGAUGCACGAUUUGCUUCAAGAACUCGGCAAGAAUAUCGUAUUUCAAGAAUCUCCAAAUGAUCCUGGCAAACGUAGCAGGUUGUGGUCUCAAAGGGACAUUGAUCAUGUGUUUACACAAAAUAAGGGAACUGAAGCUACUCAAGGUAUAAAAUUAAACUUAAUUGAACCACAUGAAGCGCGGUGGAGCACUAAAGCCUUCACAAAGACAAGUCAACUAAAAUUUCUUAAUUUAGAUGAUUUGCAACUUCCUCUGGGCCUGAAUUGCCUUCCUAGUUCACUCGAAGUUCUUGAAUGGAGAGGAUGUUCUUUGAAAACUCUGCCACUUACUGAUGAAAAGUAUGAAUUUUUUAACAUUAAAUUGUCAUAUUCCAAAAUAGUAAAACUUUGGCAUGGAAAUAAGCUAAUGGAAAAGCUAAAGCAUAUGGAUUUGAGAUUUUCCAAGAAUCUGAAGCUGCUAUCUAAUUUUUCUGGGGCUCCAAAUCUUGAAACUUUGGAUCUUGAAGGCUGUACAAACCUUAGUAAGGUUCAUCCAUCCCUAAUACAACACAAGAAACUUGUUCUACUGAAUUUAAAAGACUGCAAAAGUCUCAAAUUUCUUCCAGGUGAAUUGGAGAUGAGUUCCUUGAAGGAGUUAGUUCUAACUGGUUGCUCAAAAUUUGAACUUCUUCCAAAUGUGGGGAAAUGUAUGAAAGUUCUAUCAAAGCUUUCUUUAGCCGGAACAGCUAUAAGAAAAUUACCCAUAUCACUUGGAUUUCUAAUUGGCCUUGAUGUUUUGAACUUAAAGGAUUGCAAAAAACUUGUUUGCCUUCCGGUUACCAUUCGGGAACUGAAAUGCCUCAAAGUCUUGGAUAUUUCUGGAUGCUCAAAGCUCUACAAAUUUCCAAAGGGUUUAGGGGAAAUGAAUUGCUUGAAUGAACUUUUAGCUAGUGGGAUAGUUAUUAAAGUUAAUGAAUCAUCAUUUUCAAUGAAUUCUUGUUAUCUUCAACGGCUAUUUGAUAGUAAACCCAUUCCCAUUGGGCUCAGAUUUCCACCUUCUAUCUUGAAUCUACCAUCAUUAAGUGUUGUGGAUUUAAGCUACUGCAAUUUGUCUGAAGAAUCGAUCCCACAUGAUUUUUGCCUCUUCUCAUCAUUGGUGUUUUUGGAUCUAAGUGGUAAUAAUUUUGUUGACCCACCAAGUUGUAUUCCUACACUUUCAAAGCUAGAAAUUCUUAAGCUAAAUCAUUGUGGAAAGCUUCAAAGGUUGCCAGAACUUCCAUCGAGUAUAAGAGCAUUGGAUGCAAGCAAUUGUCCUUCACUAGAAACUUCCAGAUUCAAUCCAUCCAGUCUCUUUUCAUCGCUUGCACGACAUCCUCCUAAGGAAUUGCUUGUUAGCCGUGCAAGAUUUGAUAUGGUGAUCCCAGGGUGUGAAAUUCCAUCAUGGGUUGUGCAUCAAGAAAAUGGUAGAUAUGUUUCAGUCCCUCGUGAUGAAUGUGCAGGAAUUACUUUGUGCUUCCUAUUAGUAAGUUAUGCGGAUCCAUCUGAGGAGUGCAGUUAUUUAGUUGAAUGUUCAUUGACUGCUUGCACUGCUAAGAAAUACAGUGUAUACAUCAGUGAGAGGAAAUUACCUCCUAUGGAUCUUCCUCACCUUUAUAUUAUCUUUUUGACCCAUGAUCAAUUCAGUGACCAAAUUCUCCAAGACCAUCGCUUUGGACUCACUAAUGUUUCCAGUCUAUCAAAGCAAAUGGAUUUGAACAUAGUGAGAUGUGGGGCCUGUUUGGUAGAUAAGUAGUACUUUUAAGAUGGGACAAACUAGAUUAGCAAAAAAAGAAUGAAGCAACGACUAUGUGCAAUAAAAGUUAUAUUAAUAUAUAUUUGGAUAUGAUGAGGAAUAUGUUGGACAAGUUGAAAGAUGAAGACAGAAACUUGUGUACAAGAAACUUUGGCACUCGUUUGGGUGGUCAACUGGUAAACUUCCAAAGUAUAUGGCUCUUAAGAUUGUACGAUGCAUGUAACUUAGCCUUUGAAAUUUUAAAAAUUUUCCGUUAGUCUCCCGAUUAUUGACUGCUAAGUUCUUUCUAAUUGUACUCUUUCGCUUCUUUUAAUUGAACUACCCUCCAUCUAAUGUACUCUUUUAUACAAAUCUUCUCCACAAAUGCUCAAAU
This is a messenger RNA of Abrus precatorius (Indian licorice), 3622 nucleotides long. RefSeq names its product TMV resistance protein N-like. Gene Ontology annotation, molecular function: ADP binding. Gene Ontology annotation, biological process: signal transduction; defense response. The transcript is spliced from 5 exons. The coding region runs from base 1 to 3249 and encodes 1082 amino acids. The record is from RefSeq and is a predicted model, not a curated record. Lineage: Eukaryota; Viridiplantae; Streptophyta; Magnoliopsida; Fabales; Fabaceae.